AUGGCUGAGGUACGCGUUGAUGCGUGCGGUCCGGACGUGAUCAUGCAAUGCGUCGCUGAGCAGCUAGAUGUUGCUAGUGGCAGCGUGAGCGGUGAAGGAGGUAUCGAGAAACUUACUAUGGAGAUGGCACUGAGUGACGGCUGCGAUACUAGCACUGUUGUCACUGAACAACCUAGUGGAGUGAUCAAACAUGUACAGUUCGAGAUGGGAGGGUAUCUGGAUCAGGCUGCUGUGAAGGAAGCCUUGGCGCUGGGUUUGGGACCAUCAGUGUGGAUGCGAGCUGUGGCGGUUGAAGGUGCAGCUGUGCAAGUGGCCUUUGAAGAGCCUUUCUUGGUCGUGGAAGGAAGCUCUUCUGAUGGUACGUCGUCGUCGCCUUGCUCGACGGACUCGCUUAGUAGAGCGAUGAAGGAAAUGAGAAUCGGCAGUGAAAGUGAGUUCAAGAGCAAAAAUAGUUGGAUUGUUGUGAGGGUAUAUGCAUGUACCGCUAUGGAAGAGGUGGAAUGUCUGAUGAACCGCGUACGGCAAGCCAGGGACCUUGUCACUGCUUCUGGUAGCACUCUUUAUGGCGGAGUUGCUACUAUGACGUUGAGUGAUGAUGUCAAUGAUGGCUGUCCGAGUGACCUGUCGGAGGUCACCUAUGCUCCUGUGAUCGACGUCUCUACUGAGGCACCGCAUACUGUUGAUAGUAUCAGCAGUGUGACGAUGGCUAUUGAAGGGGUUUGGGAAGAGCAAUUUGUGAGGAAUCUCCUAGAGAAGGCAUUUGGCGAGGACGUGGUCCUCGGAGAUAUUUCUGCUAUCAGCGGCAGUGGAUCGACGUAUUCCGCCACAGAAAUUACUCUUUCUGAUGACGCAUUUUGUGACCGCACAGUUCUUGUAGAGCUUUUACAGCAGUUGCCCAAGGUGAAUGUUGAUAGUGCCGAGAGUCGUAGAGCAGAAGUCACCGUAUGCGGUGAGACGAAGAAAAUUAAGUGUAUCAGGCAAAUGCUAGUACAAGCGCGGCAGUUCACGAAGAGUCUCUCGGGAAGCUACUAUGGCGGCCUUACAUCGAUUGAGCCGUUGAGUAGUGUGACGGACGGAUGCCCUAUACUCGAGGGGAAUCUUACGGCGCAGCCGGAAGAACCCCAAGAAAGUGGUGAAGGCAGCGGUGAUACUACGAGUGUGGUUCCGCAACAAGAUGGUGGACGAGUGGUACUUAUUAAAGGCUAUUAUUUAGAUGAUGAAAUGACUGCAGUUUUCAAGACCGCUCUGAGUAAUGUGCGUAUGGGCGUCGAGAUGGACAGCUCGACUAUCACUGCUGGGCGCAGUAGUUUCCCGACCGAGAAUGAUUCUGAUGGCGAACUCCCACGUCGAGUUGCAGAGGUCGAUUGUGAUGUAACAGCUUUGGCUGUGGCGCUCAAGAGUCUGACUCUUGUUUCGGAGGGGACGAUAUCCACCCAAAGGCCGUACAAGGAGACUAGAAUCAUAAUCUGUGGUUCAGCCGCGCAGUUAGAGUGCGCAGCGAAUAAGGUCGGGCAAGCUCAGACGUUGAUGCGCGAUCAGGGUACGCAACUUUAUGGAGGGUUGACUGAGCUUGGUCUCGACGGUGACAGUUUACCUGUGUGCCCAUUGGACGAGGUGGUCGACUAUCAGCCGAGCGCUGCUUUGACAUCGCGGAGCGUAGAGUUCGUGAUUGAGGGGUAUUUUCAAGUGCAAGGCAUCGCCAAGAAUCUCAGGGAUGCGAUGGGCGAGUCCGUCCAGGACGUGUUCCUGGUGGAAAUUCAGCGCUCUGAAAGUCCUACGACCGAGCCUGGUGAAAUGACGGCAGCGAGCGCGCCCGAAAUAACAGUGGAGGAAGUGGCAACGACAACGCCGUUGCCAAGAAGGCUUCAAACUGAGGGUACGGUCAGCAGCUCGAUCAACUUCGAGGUUACUGUUGAGAGUGGUAUUACGACGGGAACGUUGGUCGAACGAGAAACUGCGACGGAGGCUGAGGCAGCUGUCGUUGUUGACAGCCUUGAGAGUGUCAACACUGACCCGGCGAAGCAGACGACGCUGAUGAACACACUCACCACUUCGUUGCCGAAUUUGCCACCGGUGGAGUAUUUGAGUCUUACGGACCCUCAAGUCCGAGAUGCUAUACAACAACUUUGUCUCGCGCCGAGGUUUAAAUGCCCGAUAACAGGAACGUGUAUCGAUGAACGAUUUGUCUGCAAUCAAAUCGCAGAGUGCGAGGUGAUCGAGCCGGGCGAAAGUGUGGCCGCUGAUGAACGAGAGUGCAUCUUCACGACGGCUCCCCCGAGCGCACUUUGUAAAGAUACACAGUUCAAGUGUGGCUCCGGUGAAUGCAUAGAGGAUGUUUUCUACUGUGAUGAAGUGAGAGAUUGUGCCGAUGGUUCGGACGAGACUCAACCGGAAUGUGUUGCACAACUUCAAGCAAGGGCAGAGAUGGAAUCAUCGACUGCAGCACAGGAAGCGCUGGCGCCGGUGACUCUGGUUAAGGAUUGGCUCGGUGUUAUGUUUGCCGCACCUGUGAUGGUGAAGUGUAUCAAGUUUAUGCAACCUGUCGAUAAAGCUGUCUCGGAAGUGAAAAUGUUCGCCUGUGAUGAGAGUGAAGUAUUCCGGGAUGGUGCAGGAGUUGUACUCAGAAAACCUGAGACCAGCUGCAAGGCGAUGAAAGUGAUGAUGAAGAAUAACUACGAGUGCUAUGAUGCUACGGGCGAAAUCGUUGGAUCGGAAGAUAUUGGGUCGGGGGUGUGCAAAAUUCCGAGAGUGGGGGAAGCUUCGACGAAAAAAGUUGAGGACGAUGAUCGCUGUGAAGUUUCCUUGCCGAUUUCGCUGGCUCGAGUGAAGAAAAUAAAAGCUGCGAAUCCGAACGAUGACGAUCUCUUGGACGACGAUACGUACCAAUGCUUCUGUUAUCAACAGUUGCAAUUCAAUAUCGCUAACGGCAACACUAGGUACUUUUUCCCACCCUACGAUGGUGAGGCUCAGAAACUGUGCGAACCGUAUUUACUGAAAAAACUUUUCGAAUUCAUCAUGGCGAUAGUAGCAGUGUUAUCGGUUACUCUGCUUAACUGGCUCUUGACGAUGAUUAUAUACUUCUUGGUUGACAUGGAGAAACACACUUCAUUCACUACGAAAGAAAUGUCUCUGAUGAAGAAGUUGUUCGUGGCCCAAUGGAUCAACACUGGCCUCAUUAUUCUGUUCGUCAAUGCGCAACUGCACGGCGUGACGGAGGACAUCCCAGUGUUCGGAACUACACUGAGAAUCGGCGAUGGCGAAUUUGACGACUUCACAUCGACUUGGUAUAAAGCAGUUGGUAUCGGUCUGGCCAUAACAAUUGCUGUUCAAAUUGCUUGGGAUGCUAUCCCGCCUCUGGUGAGUGGAACUGUGAAGCUGAUCAUGAUGCCAUUCGUCGGUAGAAAAAAGAAGACUCAAGAUGCGAUGAACCAAGUGUUCAAGUUGCCGGAUUUCAACCUGGCGUCGCGACUAGCACAAACGAUGAACGUGUUGUUUUGCGCGAUUAUGUAUUCUUCGAGCAUGCCGAUACUGUUGUUCAUCGGCGCUUUAUACUGCUUAGUGGCUUAUUGGGCUGACAAGACUUGCCUUCUUCGAUUGUCCGCAAGGCCACCGGCUUUUACCCAGGAUACUGUGAUCGGUGCAAUCAAGUUGUUACCCUUGGCAGCGCUACUGCAUUGUCUUUUGGCAUUCUGGAUGCUCGGAAAUCAGAACGUUUUCCCGAGUGAUUUCUUCACGGACGCCACUGAACAACGUUACAUUGAUCGCUAUAUGAGCGGUAGUAAUGCUAAGCGGUAUGAACAGAUCAUGUACAGCGGUGUUCCAAUGGGUGACCUCGACUCUUUCCAAUGGAGAAUGAGCGUCGUUACGAAUGAGACGUACACGGACGCAGUAGAAGAAAUGGUGCAUUCUGGGCAAUAUCGGAGCUCGAACAGAGACAGCUACAAGAACGCUCCGGUGCGCAAGACCAGCAUCAGCAAGGCCGAUCUUGACAUGUCUGGCUAG
Perkinsus marinus ATCC 50983 is the source of this 4002-nucleotide messenger RNA. RefSeq names its product low-density lipoprotein receptor, putative. NCBI's taxonomy places the organism in Eukaryota, Perkinsozoa, Perkinsida, Perkinsidae. Gene Ontology annotation, molecular function: calcium-activated cation channel activity; protein binding. The transcript is spliced from 22 exons. The record is from RefSeq and is a predicted model, not a curated record. Bases 1 to 4002 code for a protein of 1333 amino acids. Gene Ontology annotation, cellular component: plasma membrane.